AUGUCUACUACAACUCAAUGCAUAAAUGGUACUAAUACCAGCAGCAGCCAUGAAAUUUCUGUUCAUCUUUGUGAAGGCAACGUGGGUCGCCGCGGUUUAAGCCAUGUCCUUCUUUAUCAAUAUCAAGGCUUUUGGCGAACUGCUAAAGGAAUAGAAAAUGUAAAGGAUUUUCAACAGAAUUUCAAAGCUUCGCAUACUGAUCUUAUAAUAACCACACUACCCAAAUCAGGCACCACUUGGUUGAAAGCACUAGCCUUUGCCAUUAUCAACCGAUCCAAUUACCCUUCUUCUUCUUCUUCUUCUUCAAAGAAUUACGACCAGCAUCCAUUACUUACAAUUUCACCCCAUGAUCUUGUUCCUUUCGUUGACUUUAAACAACUAAAUCCAGAUAAUAGUCUUCUUGAUUUCACUAAGAAUAGUACUACGCAUGAUUCUCCUUGCAGACUUAUAGCUACACAUAUCCCUUACCCUUCUUUACCUGAAUCCAUUAAGACCACUGCAACAAAGUGCAAGAUUGUUUAUUUAUGUAGAAACCCUCUAGACAACUUCAUCUCUAUGUGGUUGUUUAUGAACAAAGUGAGGGAAAUGCCGAUGCUCAAUAACAAUAAUGCUUCUUUGUCCAUGGAAGAAGCUUUUGAUUUUUUUUGCGACGGGGUACAAGAAUUCGGUCCGUAUUGGGAUCAUGUACUUGGUUAUUGGAGAGAGAGUUUAAAGAACCCUCAUAAACUGUUGUUUGUAAAGUAUGAAGAUUUGAAGAAAGAGCCAAAAGCUCAAAUAACGAGAAUCGCCGAAUUCAUUGGCUAUGGAUUUUCAUUAGAAGAAGAGAACCAAGGAGUGAUUGAAGAAAUAUCCAGUUUGUGUAGUUUUGAAAACUUGAAGAAUUUGGACGUGAAUAAGAAUGGAACCUGGAGAGGUACAGUCGAGAACAAAGUGUUUUUUAGGAAAGGUGAGGUUGGUGAUUGGAAGAAUUACUUGACACCCAUCAUGAUCAAACGACUUGAUAGUCUCAUGGAGGAGAAAUUACAUGGAUCAGGGUUAGUGUUUGAAGACUAUCUUCCUUGAAUUCAUUGAUAUCAUCCAUGGUGGAGUACUACACAGAUCAAUGGAGUACUUCUAUUGGAAUAUUGAUCAUGCGAUAUGCAAUAUUGGGAUUGUUUUUUUUACUUUUUAUUUUUGAAGUACUCCAUUUGAAGUAAUG
This is a messenger RNA of Papaver somniferum (opium poppy), 1198 nucleotides long. Its product is annotated as flavonol 4'-sulfotransferase-like. Gene Ontology annotation, molecular function: sulfotransferase activity. Gene Ontology annotation, biological process: sulfation. Bases 1 to 1062 code for a protein of 353 amino acids. Gene Ontology annotation, cellular component: cytoplasm. The record is from RefSeq and is a predicted model, not a curated record. Lineage: Eukaryota; Viridiplantae; Streptophyta; Magnoliopsida; Ranunculales; Papaveraceae. The transcript has a single exon.